Molecule: messenger RNA, 4572 nt
Organism: Dreissena polymorpha
Lineage: Eukaryota; Metazoa; Mollusca; Bivalvia; Myida; Dreissenidae
Exons: 9
Coding region: 259-2460 (733 amino acids)
Biological process (GO): female meiosis I; mRNA stabilization; meiotic cell cycle
Cellular component (GO): nucleus; cytoplasm
Source: RefSeq, a predicted model, not a curated record
CAAGUUGGUGGAAAUCCAUGACGUCACAGAGGGUUUCCCCAGCCGGUCCGGUGAUUUACGUGUAAUUACGGUUUCUCAUUAGGCAUUCGGUCCGGAAACUAACGGUUAUUUCCGUAAAAGGACCGACAGCGAGGCUUCGAACAGCUGUUUAGCAUACGAGAAAAUGUUCUUUUGGUGUUUGUGAUGUAAACAACGGACAAAACUUUAGACAUGGCUUAUGUUUGACAAAGUUGGAAAAUAGAAAGGUAGAAAGUGGCCAUGACCAAUCUUCGAGAGACAGAGUCUUGCUGGGAUGCACUUCCAUCAUUCCACAGCCAAAUGAAAUUGACAAAGAACUUCAAUUCAAGUUUUGAAGAUGUUAAUAUGUUGCAUAACAAAACCUCCGAUUCAGGGUUUUUCGACUCAGUUAGCUUCCAUGACAAAUUUGGUUUGAAACUCGGCUUCCAAGACAAAUUCGGUCUGAAUUCAAGUCUGAAUGGUGAAAAAUUCUCCGGUCUGGAUGAUUUGGUGAACAAAAUUGUGGAAGAUGAUAAUUCCUUGUUUGCCUACAACAAUCUUGUUCAACACAGCAUAGACUUUCAAUCUUCAAUAACUACUGCAGCUCAUAAUGGCACGGAUGAUUCCUACCUAGGCAGUGUGUGGAGUUCCAGUGGGGAGGACAGUCUGGUGCACGCCGACAUCCCCAGCCCCCUGCCCUUCCCCCCUCAGUAUCAGAGCACCCCCAACUACUGGGAGGAUGCCGCACAGGCUAAGAAUCUCAGGAGCAAGACAACCAGUCAUUAUACCAUUCCAUCCCAGCAGAGGCUUUCCUCAGUGGGAAGCAGUAAGUCUGGAAGCAGUUUGGGAAACUGCGAGUAUGAUUUGUUCAGCCCUGUGUCUACCACUUCUGAAAGGCAAAGAAUUGAAGACAGAAGCAGUGUUUCAUCUUUUGCAUCUCAAAUGAGUAGAAAUUCUGCUGAUAUGGAUUCGUUUUCUGAUCUACAACACAUUGUUAGCAAACUUGAGCAGUCUAGACUAGAUUCCAAUGUUGUUUCGGUUAAACCAACUGAAACGAGGUCAAGUUGUAUGCCACCGUCGGGAACACCAUUUCAAGUAAUACCAAGUACAUGUGCAAGCCAACAAAGUCUACAUGUGAAUUCAUAUCUCAUGUCAGAACAAGCACAGAAUCUGAUGAAAAAUGUCAAAACCAUCGCUGAAUCCCUGUCAAAUUCUGCAGCAAGAAGGGCAAUAACAUUUGCAAAUGUUGAGGAAAGCAAUCGUGAUGAUGACAUUCGCUACAAUUUUGAGAAAGGUGAAUACAUGUAUACAAGUUCUCCAAACAGUUCCUGGUCAAGGCCCAAUUUGAAUACUGUUUCCACUGCACAGCCAGACAUGCAGGCCUAUUUGAAGUCAUCAACACUGAAGCAACACCAGAUGUACCAGCAGUAUGAGCAGCAGCAGCAACAGCAGCAGAAUGCCUUCACCACCAAGCCCCUGAAAUUCACACCACAUGCCUUUCCAGUGUCUUUGAACACUGGCUUAUUGACCACAGCGUCUAGAAAGACGCCCAUACCCAUGCAGGCUCAGUCUAUCCCAGUAUUUACUAGUAGCGCUGCAACGGAUAUACUUCGACCAACUCCUAUUCAACUGUCGGCUCCACAUCCACAAAUGAACAAAUACGCCCCCAAAAUGCCAGUUAUAGUUCCACCAGGUUCCAUGUUCCCAGGCCCAGUUGUUGCCCCAGAAGGUUUUGACCUGGUUGCUAUCGAUGCCUUUGGUCGGAUGAUCCCUGUGCAGUACACAGACCUGAUGUAUGAGAUGCCACCUCACUUUGUUCCCGGCUUUCAUCCUGUACUGUCCAACUUUAAAGUCAACAGGAGGAGUGGGCCAGCCAAUGAGCUGCAUACGAAGCUUGAGGAAUGUUAUGACCAGUUCAAACAGAUUGAAACAGAGCGAAAAAAGACUGAGGCAGAGCUGGCGAGACAGAACCCAGGCAAGAAGGUCUCCAGUGCUAACAACAUCGUAGUACCCCGUCUGCCCUCCAGCCCCUCCAGGGUGGACAGAUUGGUAGUCGACUCAUUCAAGGAGCACGCCAGGAUAAUCACUCUGAUAGAGAAGAUGGAGAAGUUGCGUGACAUGAACAUCCAUGCAAGCGUUCACUCAGCUCUCGAGCGCUGGCUAGAGGGGAUACGCAAGGUGCAGGCCCGACGCAAGGAGGAGAUAGUCAAUGCUGCAAACAGGAACCGAAAUGGGGGACCUCGCAAUAAUGAUGACAAAGAUAUUCUUGCCUUAUCAGCUGCAAUAUCUGAGUUGACAGUGCUGACACGUCGAGCUCGCACAGCCAACUGGUGUGCACUUCAGAUGGCCACAAUUGAUAACCCAAACCUCGAGAUGAUGGGAAUAGUUCUGCACCAGCAUGAGGGAACCAGCGUGUAUCAGCUGGUACCAGUACCCUGCUCUGUUCAGGAUGGGUCCCUGUAAUACAUCAGUUAUUGGGAACCAUUUUUAACACUUUUCUGCUCAGAUAUGCAUUUUGACCCCUUUGUAGUCCCUUAGAAAAUCAAAUUUUAUUAAAUACCUUUCUGAAUAGAUUCAAGUUUAAAGGUGUCAUUACCAAACCCCAAGAGACUGAUGAGCAUCAAACAUCAUAAAACCUGAACAGACUGCGAGCUGCUCCUUGCUGAAGAGGGAGCAGACUGAACCAGGUGUAAAUAAUUGCUGGCUCAUUGAAGAAAAGUUCCUGUGAUAAUAACAUGCUUGUGUAUAUCCAAACAUCAUGCACAUUAAUUGUAGGCAUUUUGGCAUUGAGUACUAUGUUCUCAGUUGUUGUGGUAGUUUUGGAAAAUAUUUGUAGAAUGUAAGCUUGACAAUUUGUAUACCCCUGAGUAAAAGAGAUGGUAUACUGGAUUCACCAUGGACAUCUGUCUGUCUGCUGUCUGUCUGUAGGCACAAACUUAUCCAACAGUGAAUGGCUACACUUCUUAAUAUACAACAUUCACAAUUGCAUAAAUCUUUCCUUGAAUGUGCACAUUUAUAGUAUUCUACAUUAUAAAUUGCUGAAAUUAUGAAGGAGCUGUUUUCAAAUAAGAAUUUUAAUGGCAUAAUUAUUGCAAUUUGUUAUAUUUUUCAACACAUAGCUUUGGGGAAUAUUCAUCACUUACCAGUAUUCACUGACGUGACAAGCUCGACUUUUUGCUCUUUUUGCAUUAUUUUUUUUAGUGGUCUGAUAGGUUAACCUUCCACUUUUCUUGCCAGGGGUGGUGGAAUUUAAUAUUGUCUCAUACUGAGUCCAUCCAAUACUGUAAACACUUUGAGUGAUAACUGUAAACAGUAAAUUCUAACCUUUUUUGAUAGUCACUUUGUUUUGAUGGACCAUCAGGGUACAAAGGCACUUGAUGUCACCACCCCUGUUUGUGUAUGAGCCACUCAACAAGAUAUGGCUGACAGUGGUUGAUUUAAGAGUUUACUUCAAUCAUGAUGAUUCUUCCAGGAGAUUAUGUCUGCAAAUAAUUGGUGCAUGUAUAGUAUAACUUGUAUAACAGGUUAUCAUAUAUUAUAAUUUUAACUAAUUAUAAGUCAUGAACUUACUACUAGAUCCUUUAUAAAGGAUGCAACUAGAAAGUUGUUGAAAAUUUGAUGUAGAUUUUAUUUAUUUGAUUACCAUCUGGUGUCGUAAACAAGAUUUGGCUUGUUUGUUUAGCUUCGAAUUAUAGUAAUUAUACAUGUAGUUAAAAUGUUUGUAGAUUCAGAUUGGGGAGCAUAGAUAUUGUAAAAGAUAUAGUUCUAAUGUUUGUAGAUUCAUAUUUUUGAUCAUAGAUAUUAACCUGUACGGUGUUUGUAGAAAGAAUGGGGUUGUAUUUUAGUGCUUGAUCAUAGUAUUUUUGUAGGUUAUCUAAGAUCAUAGUGUUUCAGAAAAAGCCUUGCACCAGUGUUGUAUUGUACUAUUUGUUAACUUAUUUAUAUGUUCAGUUUUAUCUUUUUAUGCCCCCGGUAGGGUGGCACAUAGCAGUUGAACUGUCCGUCAGUCAGUGUUUCUGUCCGUCCAUCCAAAAAAAACUUUAACGUUGGCAAUAACUUUUUAAAUAUUGAAGAUAGCACCUUGAUAUUUGGCAUGCAUGCGUAUCUCAUGGAGCUGCACAUUUUGAGUGGUAAAAUUUCAAGGUGAAUAUCAUCCUUCAAGAUCUAGGGUCGAAAAAACAAAGUGAAGGGAAGUUAUAUGCUUUAAAUGGACAUAGUUAUCUGACCUGCCCACGUAUAUAUUUUUGUUAAAUAAAUCAAAGCGGCGCAGUAGGCGGCAUUGUGUUUCUGACAAACACAUUGUGGUAAAAAGGUCAAGGUCAUCCUUGACGGUCUAUGGUAAAAAAUUCAGAAGUAAUUAGCUUUAAAAUGCUUUUGAUUAUUUUUAACCCAAAUGAUUGAUUUUGUAAAGUUUUUUUUUAAAUGAUGUAAUUAUAAUUUCUUUGAUGUUCAUUACAUACCUGUGGACUUAUGUCCAUAUACAAGAUCAACUCUGGCUAUGAUCUCUUUUAAACCACAGGCCUUGGUUGUCAGUGAUGUCUGACAUGGUCAUAAUUGACUGUGAGACCCUCCCCA